UGGGGAGGGGGGUGUUGGGGGGCGGUGCGGGUCUCCUGGGCGCAGACGUCACUCCUACCGCAUCUGCAAAGCUGGUCUGCACUCAGUGGGGACGAGGACGAAGGAAAUGGGCACCCCCCGAAACUCCACCCGUAUUUUCUCAAACGUUAACAUAUAGUACUAGCGAACAUUUAUCGAGUACGGACAGCACACCGAGCCCUGAGCUGAGCGCUUCCCCUCCCGCAUCUCACUGAAUCCUCCCCGCACCGCUUUGGGGGAAAGACUGCUCUGUGCCCCUUUUCCAGGCGAGGAAACGGGCUCAGAGAGGAGCUUGAUUCCCGAGGAAUCUGACAUUGUGCUACGACGACACUCUCUUCUUCCCGUCACUGUUUAUCUUAAACUGGAGGACUUGGCGGCCCGACCCUGGGCCUGGCACUAGAGGAGUCCCCCAGCUGGACUGAGGGGCGACUGGAAACACAACCCCUCCUAGGCUCAGGGGAGUCGGCAGGGCCUGGGGUCACUCCUGCGGGGCUAGGUGCUGUGGGGAUGUCACACCCUUCUUUUCAUGGCAAUGCUUUCCGCAUCUUCAUUUUCCGAUGGGAAAACUGAGGCCCGAUGUGGCUAAGUGACUUGCCUGAGUUGACACGGAGAGAGCCAAGAUUCGUCCCCCGGUCUGUCUGACCUGACUGCCUGCCAAGCCAGCUCUCAAAAGCAUGUCUCUGUGCCACUGGGGUGCCACCACCAGGGACAGCAGGCCUGAUGGCAAUGGAGCUCAGCCCAUGGCCACCAGGGGAGGCCUGAAGGUCCUUCUGCACUGGGCUGGCCCUGGCGGCGGGGACCCCUGGGUCACCUUCAGCGAGGCCACACUGACCGCAGAGGAGGUCUGCAUCCACAUUGCACAAAAAGUCGGCAUCACUCCAUCCUGCCUCAAUCUCUUUGCCCUCUUCGAUGCCCAGGCCCAGGUCUGGCUGCCCCCAAACCAUGUCUUGGAGAUCCCCAGAGACAUGAGCCUCACGCUGUACUUCCGCAUGAGGUUUUAUUUCCGGAACUGGCAUGGCACAAACCCCCAGGAGCCAGCUGUGUACCGCUGUGGGCCCCCAGGGCCCAAGUCUUCCUCUGAACAGGCAGAGCAGGGCAUGCAACUACUGGACCCGGCCUCCUUUGAGUACCUCUUUGAGCAGGGCAAGCAUGAGUUUGUGAAUGACGUAGCAUCGCUGUGGGAGCUGUCUGGCGAGGAGGAGAUCCGCCAUUUUAAGAAUGAGAGUCUGGGCAUGGCCUUUCUGCACCUGUGCCACCUUGCCCUGUGCCGUGGCGUCCCCCUGGAGAAGGUGGCCAAGAAGAUCAGGUGUCUGGGAAUGCGGCGGGAACGGGUAUCUGGGAGCCGCAAGAGACCUCGCCUACUGUGCUUCAAGGACUGCAUCCCACGCUCCUUCCGGCUGCAGAUCCGGCGGCACAAUGCGCUGACCCGACUGCGCCUGCGGAACAUCUUCCGCAGGUUCGUGCGGGCCUUCCAGCCGGGCCACGUCUCACAGCAGGUCGUCAUGGUCAAAUACCUGGCCACGCUCGAGCAGCUGGCACCCCGCUUCGGCACGGAGCGCCUGCCCGUGUGCCACCUGGAGUUACUGGCCCAGGCCGUGGGGGAGCCCUACUACCUCCGGGACGCCGGGCAGGCUCCCCCAGAGCCUGGGCCGGAGUUGGCCACCGGGCCACCCACUCACGAGGUGCUGGUGACGGGCACAGGUGGCAUCCAGUGGCGGCCGGUGCGGGCAGAGGAUCCCAGAGGCGAUGGCAGCAGCAGGAAUCCCUGUGCUGGCCCAUCUGGGAAGGGAACCAAGGCCCCAGCAGCAGGCGACCAGCCAGCAGACAGGCCUCAGGAAGCGCUGUGGACCUACUUCUGUGACUUCCAGGACAUCACACACGUGGUGCUGAAGGAAUGCCACGUCAGCGUCCACUCUCAGGACAACAAGAGCCUGGAGCUGACCCUGCCUUCCCGGGCCAUGGCCCUGUCCUUGGUGUCACUGGUGGACGGCUAUUUCCGCCUGACCGCAGACUCAAGCCACUACCUGUGCCGCGAGGUGGCGCCGCCACGGCUGGUGAUGAGCAUCCAGGACGGGAUCCACGGACCCCUGCUGGAGCCAUUUGUGCUGGCCAAGUUGCGGCCCGAGGACGGCCUCUACCUCAUCCACUGGAGCACCAGCCACCUCAACCGCCUCAUCCUCACGGUGGCGCAGAGAGAGCAAGCCCCAGGCACACAGCACGUGCACCUGCGCAAAUUCCCCAUUGAGCUGCAGGCCGGGGUCUUCACGCUGGAGGGCUGGGACCGGUCCUUCCCCAGCGUGCGGGAGCUGCGAGCUGCCCUGCAGGGUUGCUGUCUGCGGGCUGGCAACGACUGCUUCGCCCUGCGCCGCUGUUGCCUGCCACGGCCUGGAGAGAUCUCCAACCUCAUCAUCAUGCGGGGGUCUCGGGCCAGCGCCGCUCCGCCCAACCUCAGCCAGCUCAGCUUCCACCGGAUCAGCCAGGAUGACAUCACCCAGCUGUCCCACUUGGGCCAAGGCACCAGGACCAACGUGUACGAGGGCAUCUUACGAGUGGGGGGCAGAGACCCCAAGGAGGGCACGGCAGACAGUGAGGACCCCCCCACACCCAGUGGGGACUGCGGGCAAGAGCUCCGGGUGGUCCUCAAGGUGCUGGACCCCAGUCACCACGACAUCGCGCUGGCCUUCUACGAGACAGCCAGUCUCAUGAGCCAGGUCUCCCACGUGCACCUGGCCUUUGUACAUGGCAUCUGCGUGCAUGGCUCCGAGAACAUCAUGGUGGCAGAGUACGUGGAGCACGGGCCCCUGGACGUGUGGCUGCGGCGAGAGAAGGGCCACGUGCCUGUGGCCUGGAAGGUGGUGGUGGCCCAGCAGCUGGCCAGCGCCCUCAGCUACCUGGAAGACAAGAGCCUGGUUCAUGGUAAUGUGUGUGGCCGGAACAUCCUGUUGGCACGGCUAGGGCUGACGGAGGGCACCAGCCCCUUCAUCAAGCUGAGUGACCCCGGUGUGGGCCUGGGUGCCCUUUCCAGGGAGGAGCGGGUGGAGCGGAUCCCCUGGACAGCCCCUGAGUGCCUCUCCGGCGGAGCCAACAGUCUGACCACUGCGGCUGAUAAAUGGGGCUUUGGUGCCACCCUCCUGGAGAUCUGCUUCGAUGGGGAGGCCCCUCUGCAGGGCCGUGGCCCCUCCGAGAAAGAGUGCUUCUACCAAAAGCAGCACCAGCUUCCUCAGCCCUCCUGCCCGGAGCUGGCCACACUCACCAGCCAGUGCCUGACUUACGAACCAGCUCAGCGGCCCUCCUUCCGCACUAUCCUGCGGGACCUCACUCAGCUGCAGCCCCAGAAUCUUGCUGACGUCUUGGCUGUGAACCCUGACUCACCUGCGUCAGACCCCACCGUGUUCCACAAGCGCUAUUUGAAAAAGAUCCGAGAUCUGGGCGAGGGCCAUUUCGGCAAGGUCAGUCUGUACUGCUACGACCCCACGAACGACGGCACCGGCGAGAUGGUGGCCGUGAAGACCCUCAAGGCGGACUGCGGCCCCCAGCUCCGCACCAGCUGGCGGCGGGAGAUCGACAUCCUGCGCACGCUGUACCACAAGCACAUUGUCAAGUACAAGGGCUGCUGCGAGGACGCAGGAGAGAAGGCGGUACCGCUGGUCAUGGAGUAUGUGCCCCUGGGAAGCCUGCGGGACUACCUGCCCCGGCACAGCGUGGGGCUGGCGCAGCUGCUGCUCUUCGCCCAGCAGAUCUGUGAGGGCAUGGCCUACCUCCAUGCACAGCACUACGUGCACCGAGACCUGGCGGCCCGCAACGUGCUGCUGGACAACGACAGGCUGGUCAAAAUCGGGGACUUUGGUCUAGCCAAGGCUGUGCCCGAAGGCCAUGAGUACUACCGCGUGCGCGAGGAUGGGGACAGCCCCGUAUUCUGGUAUGCCCCAGAGUGCCUGAAGGAGUGUAAGUUCUACUAUGCCUCUGAUGUCUGGUCCUUCGGGGUCACCAUGUACGAGCUGCUGACCUACUGUGACUCCAGCCAGAGCCCCCCCUCGAAAUUCAUGGAGCUCAUAGGCCUCACCCAUGGGCAGAUGACGGUGCUGAGGCUCACUGAGCUGCUGGAACGCGGGGAGAGGCUGCCCCGGCCGGAGAGAUGUCCUUGUGAGAUCUAUCUCCUCAUGAAGAACUGCUGGCAGGCGGAGGCCUCAUUCCGCCCCACCUUCCAGAACCUCAUACCCAUUCUCAAGACCAUCCAGGAGAAAUACCAAGGCCAGGCUGCCUCAGUGUUCAAUGUGUGCUGAAGCCUAACAGUGGCUCUUGGGGGACCGGAGCAGGCGCCCACCCAGAGGGCCUCCCCGGCCCCAGAGGAACCCGACAAGGAGAGGCCGGCCUCACCGUUCCCAGUGCCUUAUUCCUGACCAGAGCUGCCACCUCUGUGAAUGGACUUCCCUUCUGUCUUACACCCUUGGGUUGCUGUAGCAGUCUUACGGACAGGAUGGCUUAUAAACAGAAAUUUAUUUCUCACAGUUCCGGAGGUUGGGAAGUCCGAAACCAAGGUGCCAGCACGGUCACAUUUGGUAAAGGCCCUCCUCUUGGUUCACAGCCGACACCUACGGGCUGGGUCCCCACAGGGUCGGGGAGGCGCUGGGGAUCUCACUGGAGUCCCUCUUAUAAGGACACUUAAGGCCAAGGACACCCUCAUGAUUUAGCACCUGCCAAAGGCUCACCUCCUGAUACCAUCAUAUCAGGCAUUGGGAUUUCAAUUUGCGAAUUUUGAGGGGACACAACCCUUCAAACUGUCACACCCUCCUUGGUUAUGAGCCUGGUGCAGGCCCCUGAGGGACCCAAGGACAAGCAAGGACCUAAUCAGGCCCUUGAAUCCAAUCUUCUGGCCUCCCCCCUCCCAGCCUUAGUUAGGGCCCAGCAUUUCCACAAGCUGGUAAUAAACUCAUAGGUUCUCUGCUGGAGGCCGUGUUCCUUGGGCCCUUCUGCAGCCGGUGUUUGCUGUCCUGGGCUUUGCAACUGGAGCAGGACGCUGCAGAGGAAGCCAGACAUAUCUCUGACCUUUGCUUCGACCGAAUCCCCAGCUAGCAGGCCAGUGCCUGGAGCACAGAAGGCUCGUGAGAACUACUCGCAUAGAGAUCAACCAAGAAUGCAGGGCUUGGAGGGGCCCUGCACCAGGUAGAUAAGCUUUCCGGGUUCACGCUUUCCUCUCUGUGUGACUUCAGGCAAAUGGCUCUCCCUCUCUGGGCCUUAGCUCUCAGCUCUGAACUGGGCAUGGUCAUGCUGGCUACCUAGGGGACUCAACGGAAAUAGCUAAUGGGGGUCUUGAAGUCAGAUGCUUAGUGGACAGAUAUGCGAACAAUAUACUUAAUAAACAUUUUAUAUUCUUGUUAA
Messenger RNA from Mustela lutreola (European mink), 5397 nucleotides. It is a transcript of the gene TYK2, whose product is annotated as tyrosine kinase 2. The transcript has 25 exons. Gene Ontology annotation, biological process: intracellular signal transduction; cell differentiation; peptidyl-tyrosine phosphorylation. Bases 693 to 4301 code for a protein of 1202 amino acids. Gene Ontology annotation, molecular function: ATP binding; non-membrane spanning protein tyrosine kinase activity; cytokine receptor binding. The record is from RefSeq and is a predicted model, not a curated record. Gene Ontology annotation, cellular component: cytosol; cytoskeleton; membrane. Lineage: Eukaryota; Metazoa; Chordata; Mammalia; Carnivora; Mustelidae.